Sesamum indicum (sesame) is the source of this 2183-nucleotide messenger RNA. RefSeq lists its product as uncharacterized. The record is from RefSeq and is a predicted model, not a curated record. Gene Ontology annotation, cellular component: cytoplasm. Lineage: Eukaryota; Viridiplantae; Streptophyta; Magnoliopsida; Lamiales; Pedaliaceae. Gene Ontology annotation, molecular function: protein binding.
CAGAGGUAACUCACGCACCCUUGCCUUCAUUACAAUGUCCAAGUCGUCUUCGACCGUUAUACGCCCUCAAGACUACGCUGCCAGCCCCGUCCACUACGCUGUCGCCAUAGGUGAUCACGCCACUCUCAACAAACUGCUUUCUUCUUUGCCCAAACUGUCUGACCCCACUCGAAUUCACACCGAAUCCGAAUCUCUCGCCCAAGAACGCCUCUCCGAGAGGAUUUCCACCGCCAUUGACCGCCGGGAUAACAGCCUUAAAGAAACCCCACUUCACCUCGCCGUCUGCCUCAACGACGCCGCUGCCGCUCGCGCACUUGCCGCCGCCGGAGCCGAUAUUUCUCUUCAGAACGCCGCCGGAUGGAACCCCCUCCAGGAAGCACUCCUCCGUCGAUGCCCGGCGAUCGUUUCCGCACUAGUCCAGCACCACCACCUAGCCGCUUGGGCGAAGUGGCGGAGGCGACUCCCUCGCCUCGUCGCAGCCCUUCGUCGGAUGCGCGAUUUCUACAUGGAGAUCUCCUUCCAUUUCGAGAGCUCCAUCGUGCCAUUUGUCGGUAAAAUCGCUCCGUCCGACACUUACAAAAUCUGGAAGCGCGAGGGCAACCUACGCGCCGACACCUCUCUCGCCGGCUACGACGGCCUCAAAAUCCAACGCGCCAACCAAAGCUUUCUUUUCCUCAACGAUGUUAAUUACAACAAUGCUCUCGACAUCGACAUACCCCAAGGCUCCCUCCUCAUCCUUAACCACGACAAGAAAAAAAUCUACGACGCAUUCGAGAACGCCGGGAAUCCAUUGUCAGACUCUGACAUUGCAAAUUUCUGUAACCAAACCAGCGUUUAUCGUCCUGGAAUGGACGUCACGAAAGCGGAACUAAUCGGCCGUACGAAUUGGAGAAGACAAGAGAAAAUGGAAAAUGUGGGGGCGUGGAAAGCUAGUGUUUACGAAAUGCACAAUGUAAUCUUUAGUUUCCGUUCGCGAAAAGUGAACGCCGCAGAGAAUAGAGAUGACCCAUUUUCUCCAACUUGCAUUUUGCCGUUGGAGAUCGACGAGGAGUCAGACGAGGGCUUUAUUGUGGCGGAGAAUCCAAGAUUCAGCGUGUCCACGGAUAGGCAACGGCGGCACAGCAGUUUCGUGAGGGAGGAUAGAGAAUUCGUGACAGUAUCCCGGCAAAGCGUGGACAUAAUUCCGGUUGAUUCAAAGAGAAGAACACCGCCGCCGUGUAAGGUUGACAGACUUGUGGCGCCACCGCAGACUAAGGACAAAGAAUACACUAAGAGCCUGCGACCAAUGGUUUGGUUGACGGAACAGUUCCCUCUGAAGACGGAGGAGUUGCUGCCGUUACUCGAUAUUUUGGCGAACAAGAUCAAGGCCGUUAGGCGAAUGCGGGAAGUGAUGACGACGACGUUUCCACCGGGGACAUUUCCCGUAAAGGUGGCAAUCCCUGUAGUUCCUACAGUGAGAGUGGUAAUGACAUUCACAAAAUUUGUUGAGCUGAAGCCAGUUGAAGAUUUCUACACUCCACUGUCAAGUCCAAGGCAAUUUGCUGCAAAUGCAAGAAGCAGUGAAGAUGAGAGUAGCACCAGUGCCAGUGGUGAUAAUAGCAAUUACUUAUCGUCGUGGUUGAGGGGUGGCCGCCACCAAAAGAGUAGUAAUAGUGGUGGCAGGCAGGCGGUGGAUCCAUUCGCGAUCCCGAGUGGUUACAGUUGGAGUAGUUUUGAUGAGAAGUUGAAGAAACUGAACAAGUCCAAGUCUACCAGGAAAACAAAAUGAACAAUGAACAAAACGAAUGCUUAGAUAUCAUGUCUUUAUGGUUUGGAGAUUAUAAUGUUGUAUAAAAGUUGCUAAAUUCUUGAGAAUUUCUUGUGAUAAGCAAAGCAAAGAUGAUGUUGUUGUACUUGUGUAGAUUGGGGACUUGUGGAGGUCCAAGUGGGAAGUGGGAGAAUGAUGAAACUUACCAAACAUCGUUAAAUCGUAGAAAAAACCAACUAGUUGUUCUUAGAAUAGGUUACGGGUUGUCUCGAUAAAUUGUUCAAUGGAGCUGUGGAAUUUGUGUUAAUUUUGGAAUGAACAGGGGGAAACUCUUGUUUGCAGUGAAAGCAAGCAUGCAUUUUCCCGUAGAGUGCCUAUCUCUCUCUCCCUCCCCUUUUUUAGAUUGAUGAAGAAAUGUAUCUUUAAUCCCUUUUUA